UCCCCUUUAGCACGGCACGGUUCAAGUCGCUGCCAGCUGCCAGCCGGGGCCCUCCUCCAGGGCUGCCUGAGCCGGCUUUUGAUUGGAUUAGAGUGGGCUAGCCUUUGCCCUCUAACCCCGUUGAUGUGGGCUUGCUGCUUCCUGCUCCCUCCGAUCUCACAGACCGACUGACGAAGCCUGCCGAAGCCGCACGGCGAAGCGCCCUGCACGGACACAACCGACCUGGACGAGCCGCUACAGCCCGAAGCAGCCAUGCGGAGGAAAUCGAGGAUACUGUUAUGUUUUGCGGUGCUGUGGGUGCUGGGGAUAGCCUACUACUUCUACUCGGGGACAGCGUUGAGUCGAAAGGAUGAUGUGGACUCCAGUGACUCGUCCAGCAGGAGCAAAGCUCACAUGUCUGAGUACAAGACUCACAGCCUGGAGACUCUGCCGCCAGGUAAGGUGCGCUGGCAGGAUUUUGACCAGGAUCUGUACGUUGGAGCCACGGUGGUCCGACCGGGUCAAGAUCCGUAUGCCAGGAACAAGUUCAACCAGGUGGAGAGUGACAAGCUCCGUAUGGACAGAGCCGUGCCUGAUACGAGACAUGACCAUUGCAGACAUAAACAAUGGAAGUCAGACCUGCCGGCCUCCAGCGUCGUCAUCACUUUCCACAAUGAAGCUCGCUCUGCUCUGCUGCGGACUGUGGUCAGUGUCCUGAAGAAAAGUCCAUCUCACUUGGUCAAAGAGAUCAUUCUGGUUGAUGAUUACAGUGAUAAUGCGGAGGACGGAGCGCUGCUGGGGAAAAUUGAAAAAGUGCGCGUGCUGAGAAAUGAUCGCAGAGAAGGACUGAUGCGUUCGAGGGUCCGUGGUGCAGACGCCGCUACGGCACCGGUCCUUACAUUCUUGGACUCUCACUGUGAGUGUAAUGACCACUGGCUAGAGCCGCUACUGGAGAGAGUGGCUGAGGACAAGAGCAGAGUAGUUUCUCCUAUCAUUGAUGUCAUCAACAUGGACAACUUUCAGUACGUAGGAGCCUCAGCUGAUCUGAAAGGAGGUUUUGACUGGAAUUUGGUGUUUAAAUGGGACUACAUGACUCUAGAGCAGAGACGAGGCAGACAAGGCAACCCCAUUGCUCCCAUAAAAACUCCAAUGAUAGCAGGAGGUCUAUUUGUCAUGGACAAGGAAUACUUUGAGCUUCUGGGAAAGUAUGACAUGAUGAUGGAUGUAUGGGGAGGUGAAAACCUUGAGAUCUCGUUUCGAGUGUGGCAAUGUGGUGGCAGUCUGGAGAUCAUCCCCUGUAGCAGAGUUGGCCAUGUUUUUAGAAAGCAACAUCCAUACACCUUCCCUGGGGGCAGUGGGACUGUGUUUGCAAGGAACACGAGGAGAGCAGCAGAGGUGUGGAUGGAUGAGUACAAAAACUUCUACUAUGCUGCUGUCCCCUCAGCGAGAAAUGUCCCCUAUGGAAAUAUCCAGAGUCGUUUGGAGAUGAAGAAGAGAUUAGGUUGCAAGCCAUUCAAAUGGUACCUGGAGAAUGUCUACCCUGAACUGCGAGUCCCAGACCACCAGGACAUAGCGUUUGGAGCCUUGCAGCAGGGAGGAAACUGUCUGGACACCCUGGGUCAUUUUGCUGACGGGGUGGUGGGGGUCUAUGAAUGCCACAAUGCUGGGGGAAACCAGGAGUGGGCCCUGACUAAGGAUAAGUCAGUCAAACACAUGGACUUGUGUCUGACUGUGGUGGACAGAACGGCCGGCUCCCUCAUCAAACUUCAAGGGUGUCGAGAGAACGACAGCAGACAGAAAUGGGAGCAGAUUGAAUCCAACUCCAAGCUUCGUCACGUUGGCAGUAACCUCUGUCUGGACAGCCACAGUGCCAGGAUGGGCGGACUCACUGUGGAGGUCUGCAGCCUGACCCUCAACCAACAGUGGAAGUUCACCCUCAAUUUGCAAUCAUAGUGGGCGCUACAGGCCCUGGGAAGAGCUGGAUAUCGGAUAGGGACACCAACAGACUCUGAGACAUAUCCAACGAGAUGGAAAUAGACUCGAGGAGAAAGACAAACUUGAUGGAUAAAUGGAUCCCUCUUGCUCCUCCUGAGCGGUGCAGCCAGUCACGUCUAUACACCUCUCCCCCACACUUACCCCUCCCAAAAUAAGAAAGAGCAACACCUACUGGGAGAGGGGCUUGCAGACCACAAUGGAGUAAACCCGUAAACUUGACUGUAUCUGGUGGAUGGAUGGUGACAGUGAUGAUCAUGAGGCUAAAAGCUUUCUAUCCAAUCGACAUACCUCAGUGUUUUUUCAUUGAUGGUUCCAGAGGCAUUUACUUUCUUUAAUGCUGGUGAGGUAGAACUUGUUUUACUUUGUAAUUAUUUUAUUUACUUAUUAAUAUUUUUAAUUUCUUGCUGUCAACUCUGUCUCUCCAUGGAGGUUUUGCAGGAGCUUUUUUUCGUUGUUGAAAGAAUGGGACUUUGGUGUUGUUGCUCCUCUACGGUGCUCUCUCUCUUUGUUUCACCACACUAUACCGAGCCUGUCACGGCAGACGCAGGCUAUAGGUUGUGGUUUCAGUGAGGUUUGGGUUUAGAGUGAUUUGAAGGGAGGAAAUGAACUCAAUUUCUUGAGCUUUUCCUAACGCUUCCUCUCAUUUGUUCACAGGAUCAACAGAGAAAAGGGAGGCAAAGGAUUUUGAUUUCUACACAGUUUUCCCUUCAGAUUGUGUUUUGGGGAGGGGGAGGGUGUUCAGGGAGAAGCUUCUCUGCUUUGGAUGGGGCCUGACAACGGUUUGGUUUGGCCGGAGGUGCAAUUCCUGAAACCAGGAAGUGUCUUCAAGCCACCCCUCAGGAUUUACUGUUUGUCAUCAGGCUGUAGCACUGGCUGCCACAGCAUCUUCACUUCUACACCAUUAUGUCUCUAAAGAAAUCUCUUAACAGUCUUUUAUUUUGUUUACUUUUGUCAAAAAAAAUGGAACCAAAUUUUGAAUGGAUGUUUUUGUGUUUUUGAGCGUUUUGAAAAAGGGUUUUCUUCACAUACUCUCGCUGCUCUCUAACUGCUCCCUGUGGACCGGCUCAGUUUAUACAUCUUUUCCUGCACAGAUGAUUUUCUUUGCCAAUGUCUAAUAUUGCCAUUGUAGGAAGGUUACUGUCUAAUAAUUACAUCCAAACUGGAUUUAAUAUUGCAGCUUUUUCUCUAGAGAUAAGUUGUUGCCUGCAAAAGCAUACCAGUGACAUUUACAGUAUAGUACCACCACCCCGCGAUACCCACACAUGACAUGACUGAGAUGUUUGUUUCUGUACUUUCAACACACACACCUGCCUGCUCUUGCACAGCAAUAGAAGGAAACAGCAGCGCUCAUAUGUGGCUAACAUUCCAGACCUGACAUCAGAGGUAAAAGUAAAACCUUGCUUAUUCCAGUCUGGGAACAGAUGUCAUGCAAGAGAAACUAGUUUUCAACUGUAUGAAAUGUGCAUGUGCACAUGUGUUUUGAAAAGCUCCGUCUAGCUGCAUGUAUCACCAACCAGCUCUCACAGGGUUGCCCAGCUUUUUUCUUCAUUGUUCCUGUUCGAUCGGCCAUCUGUUCAAUAGGUUGAAACUGCAACAAACAAGGUUUUACUGUUUGUCCUCACUUGGUUUCUGCAAGACGUGAGCAUAUUUUACUGAUUGCACAAGUCUUUGAUGAUAAAGAUUACUGAUGAAAACAAUGCUUGUUUAUUUUGGCGAGCUACUUUAUUCUGUGGAGCAAGGUGUUGGUGUCACCAAACAGGAUUGUGCCACUUAUUAGUCACUGAUACUAUUUAUAGUACAUGUAUCUGUUUGCUACUUCAUUACCUGAUGCCUGCUGUGCAUCUUUGCAACAUUAGUCGCUCCUGGGCUUCAACAUGGGUUCAUCUUAACUGCUGUGAUCCUUUCUACUGUUAGUCACUGAUGAGUAAUGAUGGCACAGUUUGGGGAAAUUGAAUUUGGAGCGACUCAUUACUUGGCAGCUUCAAGGCAACUACAUUAACACAAAACAUCUUUCAACAGAUGAAGAACAGAAAUGGCCUUUAAAAAUCACAUAUUUCCUAAUUUCUUCUAGAAAGAAGUUGCAGCCUCUAGUGUUCUUUAAUGUCAAAUCUUCUCUCAUGGUCUGAAUAUGUCUCCUCCUCUCUCAUUUCACAUCUUUACUUUCAAAUGUUGAUUUCUUUGUUCUACUGUGUUACCGAAGCGGACAAAGACAGCUGGACAGUGUGCUGCGUUGUCUAAUACUUUUCCAUCCCUUGUUCCAUGUCUGUUUGUUUUAUGCCAUUUUUCCUUGUACCUGAUGUUUGCCUUGUCUUAUACACUCAUACGACUGUAAGCAGAGUGAGGGGAGUUGAAAAGGUCAGCUGACACUGCAGCUGGUUGGAAAGCUUAUCCUGUGACUUGAUAGGUCGCUGCAUUGUGCUGUGAGGCUCUGCAGACCCCAGGGUGAGCCUAGUUCUCAUGGUGACCAGACUCGAAAGGCCCAAUUCUGAUUUUAAGGUUUUAGGUAGAUUGAAUUUAAGUUGUACAUUGUUCAUCCAAACCAUAGACUGUAAAGAUCCAACCGAAAGUACUGCAGUCACACACGUGUUGUUGUAGAUCAAACAGCCUAAACUUCAUAAUUCAUAGGGAAGGUCUGAGAUAAGUUGGGUGCAGGUUCAAUCAUUUUUUAUUAUUUAUUCCUUUACAUCUCUUUCAUAUCAAACUUCCUUAAGUAGAUCAUUUGUCAUCAAAUUUAGAUCCUUAUAUGUUCCUUAUUGUUUAGUUAGAUGAAAACAUAAAAGCUGGUGGUUUUCAUUUUCAAAGUAUCUGGCCCUUGACUUUUUCAGUGAGAACGUGAUGUUUUUUGUGGUGUAUGGCGCCCUCUAUUGUCACACUUCUUGUGGGUAACAAGUACAGAACCAGAACAAGAAAGAAAAAGGGACUCAAGGUAGUAAACUUCUAAUGCACAAUGCACCAGUGGAGAGUUUUAGACAUUUUUCUUAAUCACAUUUUCUUUGUCUUUGUCUCUUAUUACAUUUUUGAUUCAGCCCUACUUAAAAGGCCAGGCAGUACAGACUAAAUGGGCACGGGAACCUAAAGGCACACACCUGAGUGACCGUGGCAACGCUGUCUGCAACAACGGUUCAGAUAUGCUGUUUAGAGAUUUCUUUUUAAACCAGUCUUACUCUUGUGAAGAUGGAAAACUUGCUAUUUAAUUUUUUUAUGUUUUACCCGGAGGAAAUGACUGUAAUAAUUAAGAAGUCCAGCGCCUCAUUUUGAUUGGAUGAUUAAAUGUUUACAUCUUUAGCACAAUGUGCCAACGUUUUCCACCCCGUUUUCACUGUAUGAAGAAGAAUGAGAAGGGGGGGGGGGGAGUCUUUGGAAAUCCAGAAUGUGUUGCAGAUAACUCGUUACACAUUUGCUGAUUGUAUAUGUUGUGUGUAUCAUUUUUCUUCCCAGUCUUGGUUAGACCUGCAGGACACGCCCGGGCUAGGACAUCGCUUAGCUGCUGAUCUGGUGUCAGUCUUAUAAUAGAUACAGGAAACAAAAUUGGCACUUUGCUUAUAUGAUGUCUUUAAUUGUGUCUGCAAAACAUGUGUUGAGGCAGAACCAACUGUGUCUGUAUGUUUUAGCUUAAAACACCAAUCAAAGAAAGGGAGAAUAUUGUCAAUUUAGCAGACAGGCAUCUUUAUUAGCAAUAAAAAGGGGCGUAUAACUGAACAGCAGUCAGUGAACAAGAGCGUCUACCCCACUGAGCCAGUAGGACUUUAUUUAUACUCACCGUGUUUUGAAGGGAAACAGUCAACAGCUUUAUUGGAUGGAGUUUAACGUGAGGUGUAAAGGUCAAGCUUUGUGUUCUCUCAGCUUUCCCCACAAACUGAGCAGAGUUAUGUCAUGAUUUGUCCAAACAGGAGGGAUGCCUUCCACCUUCAGACCACCUCAAAUCCCUCGCCUCAAAUCCCCAUUUAGGAUUAACAGAAGAAGAGCCUCCUCUGAUAUGUGAAAAUCCCUGCUGAGACAUGCAGCUCAGGACUGCUUAAGCUCCUGAGUGACAGUAACAGUGAGUGUGAACAUGCACAUAAGACAAAAUACUGUAAAAGUCAAUCAACCAGUAAUGACAGAUAAAAGGUGAAACUAAUCAAUGAAGUGAUGUUGUGAUAAUGUGUUUUCUAAAAGGAUUGGGGCUUCAUUGAAUGUCGGUGGUGGGUGAUAUGGCACGAGGGGUCACAUGUAAAAGUGUAUAUUUUUGUAUAUACCGACAUCAGUGUGUGUACAGUAUGUACAUAUAUACACAGUGUACUCAGCCGCGGUUCCUAGGUUUGUUGUCAGACUGUACAGCGCUUCUAACUGUCCCCUGUUUUAUAGAUACUGCAGAAAUUCAACUUUGAAUGAAUAAGGAGAAAAUUAUUAACUUAAAUAAAUGCAUUUAUAUAUA
Molecule: messenger RNA, 6388 nt
Organism: Etheostoma spectabile (orangethroat darter)
Lineage: Eukaryota; Metazoa; Chordata; Actinopteri; Perciformes; Percidae
Gene: galnt2
Product: UDP-N-acetyl-alpha-D-galactosamine:polypeptide N-acetylgalactosaminyltransferase 2
Exons: 17
Coding region: 253-1932 (559 amino acids)
Biological process (GO): protein O-linked glycosylation
Cellular component (GO): Golgi apparatus
Molecular function (GO): polypeptide N-acetylgalactosaminyltransferase activity
Source: RefSeq, a predicted model, not a curated record